This is a messenger RNA of Argentina anserina (silverweed cinquefoil), 1496 nucleotides long. Its product is annotated as heavy metal-associated isoprenylated plant protein 7. NCBI's taxonomy places the organism in Eukaryota, Viridiplantae, Streptophyta, Magnoliopsida, Rosales, Rosaceae. The record is from RefSeq and is a predicted model, not a curated record. The transcript has 5 exons. Gene Ontology annotation, molecular function: metal ion binding. The coding region runs from base 256 to 1290 and encodes 344 amino acids.
GAUCUGAUGGUCCUGCUCUGAGAGAGUGGCCAAGUUCCAUAUUAGCGCCAGAGGUAGAAACCGAAGCCCCCAGUUCUCUACACCCAAAAUAAACACAGCUCUAUCUCUUCGCUACCUACACACAUUUCAGAGCAGUUAAAGAGAAAGAAAGGCUGAUCUCCGCCACCCAAGAAAGGAGAGAGAGGAUCUAACCAAAAAAAGAAAGGAGGGAGGGGCCUUAAAAAUUGAAACUUUACAAGAGCUGACCUAAAACCAAUGGGGGAGGAGGAGAAAAAGCCUGAGGAGAAGAAAAUGGAGGAGAAGAAGCCUGAGGAGGUGAAAAAGCCUGAAGAGAAAAAGAAAACAGAGGAGAAGAAGGAAGAGAAACCUGCCGAAGAGAAGAAGGAAGAGAAGAAAUCUGAGGAGGGUAAGGAUGGCAAAGAUGCUAAAGAGGGUGAUGCUCCUCCACCACCUCCGCCACCUCAGGAAAUAGUGCUCAGAGUCUAUAUGCAUUGUGAAGGUUGUGCUAGAAAGGUCAAGAGGUGCCUCAAAGGCUUCGAAGGGGUGGAAGAUGUGAGCACUGAUUGCAAGAGCCACAAGGUGGUUGUCAAGGGCGAGAAGGCUGAUCCAAUCAAGGUUCUGGAGAGAGUUCAAAGGAAGAGUCACAGACAAGUUGAGCUUCUCUCCCCAAUCCCAAAACCACCAGCUGAGGAGGAGAAGAAGCCGGAAGAGAAACCCAAGCCAGAGGAGAAGAAAGAGGAGCCUCCUCAGGUCAUCACUGUGGUGCUCAAGGUUCACAUGCAUUGCGAGGCUUGUGCACAAGAAAUCAAGAAACGCAUUCAGAGGAUGAAAGGAGUCGAAUCAGCCGAACCGGAUCUAAAGAGCUCACAGGUGACGGUAAAGGGUGUGUUUGAUCCGACCAAGCUAGUAGAGUACGUGCACAAAAGAACCGGCAAGCACGCAGAGAUAGUGAAGCAAGAACCGGAAAAGAAAGCUGACAAAGAAAAGGCCAAAGAGGUUAGUAAAGACGAGAAGAAAGGUGGUGAAGAAGGUGAUAAGGACAAGAAGAGUGGUGGCGAUGGAGGUGAGGCAGCACCGGCAGAAGAUAACAAAGAAAAGAAAGGUGACGGCAAAGAGGCUGCAGCUUCUGUUGCACCAGAAGGCGGGGCAGUUACAGAAGAGACCAAGGUGGUUGAGCUCAUGAGUAGGAACGAGUUCAACUGCUACCCCCCAAGGUAUGCCAUGGAACUGCACGCCUAUCCUCCACAGAUCUUCAGUGAUGAGAACCCAAAUGCGUGUUCUGUUAUGUAAAAAAUGAACAAUGUUAAUGGUAGAGUAGGAACUAGGGUGAAAACUGUUGAAUAUUUGGGUGCUAGAUUUGCUACCCUACUACCCUGUCCUAAUCUACUGCAUGUCCCCUGAUGUUACUGUGUAAGUGUGUAGUAGUUUUUCUUGUUACGAAACUAAUGCUCUGCCUACAGAGAUAAGCUGUAGAAUUUUGUGAGUGAUGUUCUGUA